Callorhinus ursinus (northern fur seal) is the source of this 277-nucleotide messenger RNA. Its product is annotated as 26S proteasome complex subunit SEM1. Lineage: Eukaryota; Metazoa; Chordata; Mammalia; Carnivora; Otariidae. Gene Ontology annotation, biological process: proteasome assembly; double-strand break repair via homologous recombination; mRNA export from nucleus. The record is from RefSeq and is a predicted model, not a curated record. Gene Ontology annotation, cellular component: proteasome regulatory particle, lid subcomplex; proteasome complex.
AUGUCAGAGAAAAAGCAGCCGGUAGACUUGGGUCUCUUGGAGGAAGACAACGAGUUCAAGGAGUUCCCUGAGGAAGACUGGGCUGGCUUAGAUGAAGAUGAAGGUGCACGUGUCUGGGAGGAUGAUUGGGAUGAUGACAGUGCAGAUGAUGACUUCUCCAAUCAGUUAGGAGCUGAACUACAGAAACAUGGUUAUAAGAUGGAGACCUCAUAGCAUCCAGAAGAAGUGUUGAAGCAACCUAAACUUGAACUGUUUACUAAAGUCUAGGACAGAGAAC